AUGGAAAAAUCCCACUCGCUCCCAACUGACCCAACUGAGCCAACUGAGCCAGCAUCUGAAAUCCCUGAUGUCGAUAAACUCCCACGCGUUGCAGAUUCUAUCCCACUGUCCGUUUGGCUUGUCGCCCUCUUAGCCCUUGCAGAAAGAUUCACCUUCUAUGGACUCUCUGCACCAUUCCAGAACUACAUGCAAAAUGGGCGUGACGACCCCCUUCGACCAGGUGCGCUAGGCUGGGGCCAACGGACCGCCUCAUUGACCUCUAACCUUUUCUAUAUUCUCACCUGUAUUACGCCUAUCUUCGGUGCUAUUGCUGCCGACAAAUGGCUGGGUCGCUACCGGCUACUGGUCGUAUCCUUUGCGAUUUACCUGGUCGGAACCGUCCUGCUGCUUGUCUCCAGCCUUCCUGAGGUCCUUGGUCGUAAAUCUGGCGGCGGAGUUUUCAUUACCUCCAUCAUCCUAAUUGGCGUCGGCAUGUCGGGGGCAAAUGCGAACCUUGCUGCCUUCAUCGGCGACCAGUAUACCAAAGAGGGUGGCACUGUUGAGGUGCGCAAUGGGAAUCGGGUCGUCAUUGAUCGCGACCGAACAAUUGAGUCAAUCUAUAACCUAUUUUAUUGGUGCCUCAACGUGGGAUCACUCUCGGGCAUCGCGACCACCCUACUCGAGAGAAACGUUGGCUUCUGGGCGGCCUUCCUCCUUCCACUCUGCGCUCUGAGCAUCUCCGCGGCCCUGCUAGUCUUUGGUCGUCGGCAUUACACUAUGUGUGCUCCAGAGAAGUCUGCUCUCCCUGAUGCUGUACGCGCAUCGUUGUAUGCCUCCAGGAGCGGCUUCCGCAUGGACCACGCCAAGCCACAGUAUCAGCUCGAACACCACGCACGCCAGGUUCCCUGGAGUGAAUCCUUCGUUGACGAGCUCAAGCAAGGACUGAAAGCGUGCCGCAUGCUGCUUGCGUGGCCCAUUUUAUGGCUCUGUCGAGUGCAGCUCAGCACAAACCUAAUCUCGCAGGCCGCGCAGAUGGACACGGCGAGCGUCCCGAACGACAUGAUCUACAACGCCAACCCGGUGGUUAUCAUCAUAUUCCUCCCCUUGUUUGACAGCUUCCUAUAUCCAUGGUUGCGUCGACGAGGCAUCACCCUCAACGCUGUGACACGGAUCUCGCUCGGUUUCGUUCUAGAAGCCUUCGCUAUAGCCUACGCCGCCAUCGUGCAGAAGCUAAUUUAUUCCUAUGGGCCCUGCUAUGAAUUCCCCCUGCAAUGCGCGGCCUCACAGGGUGGCGCCAUUCCGAAUCACAUCAGCGUGGCUGUACAGAUCCCUGUCUACGUGUUGGAAGCGUUCGAGAUCUUCGCGACCCCGGCAGGAUACGAGAUGGCCUUCCUUCUGUCACCUAAGAGCAUGAAGUCCAUUCUGCAGGCCAUGUUCUCGCUGACAAAUGCAGUUGGCGCGUCGUUGAGUAUUGCCAUCUCUCCUAUAUACAAGAACCCGGCUUUGUUGUGGAUGUAUGUGAGUCUUGCCGUGGCGAUGGCGAUUGAUUCCUCGGUGUUCUAUUUGGUAUUUGGUAUUUUCGACUCCGGGGAGGAGGGUCAGAAAAAAAAUGAAAAGAAGAUUGCGCCGAUUAUGCAAGAUCCAGAGCUGGAUGUGGAGACUCAAUAA
Molecule: messenger RNA, 1647 nt
Organism: Penicillium canariense
Lineage: Eukaryota; Fungi; Ascomycota; Eurotiomycetes; Eurotiales; Aspergillaceae
Product: Oligopeptide transporter
Exons: 1
Coding region: 1-1647 (548 amino acids)
Biological process (GO): transmembrane transport
Cellular component (GO): plasma membrane; fungal-type vacuole
Molecular function (GO): tripeptide transmembrane transporter activity; dipeptide transmembrane transporter activity
Source: RefSeq, a predicted model, not a curated record